Messenger RNA from Manihot esculenta (cassava), 1095 nucleotides. Its product is annotated as peptidyl-tRNA hydrolase 2, mitochondrial. Gene Ontology annotation, cellular component: mitochondrion; cytosol. The transcript is spliced from 8 exons. The coding region runs from base 144 to 752 and encodes 202 amino acids. The record is from RefSeq and is a predicted model, not a curated record. Lineage: Eukaryota; Viridiplantae; Streptophyta; Magnoliopsida; Malpighiales; Euphorbiaceae. Gene Ontology annotation, molecular function: peptidyl-tRNA hydrolase activity.
UCUUUAGUUUUCUCAUUUCUCGCUGAUAUCAUGUUGAGCGUGGUGUGGUUCCCUGCAACUGCAAAGGACGCUCUCACAUCUUCUUCUUCUCCUCAGUUCUCAGUCUCUCUCAGUUAUUCACUUUGACAAUCUCUAACGCUACCAUGUGGAAUUCGUCUCGAAACCCAUCUCAGCUUUCAAGCAAGAAGCAGCAGAAGCAGGAAAAAGGAGGGUUAGCAGAGAGUUUCAGGCUAGAAAAUUUCAUUCCGGGUCUUAUAAUUGGUUUCAUUUUUGGCUUGUUGAUGGACUUAACAAACCCACCAAAAAAUUACGCCAAGAAGAAGAAAGCCUUACCGGGAAAACCUCAACAACAAAGCUUGGCCUCAAAUAAUGGUGACCAAGAGCUUAAAAUGAUGGAAAAUUGCUUAUGGCAGGUUCUGGUUGUUCGGCAAGACUUGAAGAUGGGUUCAGGAAAGAUUGCAUCUCAAUGUGCUCAUGCAGCCACAGGCAUGUAUUCAGAACUGAUGCAAAGCCAACGGUCACUUUUGAGCAGAUGGGAACAACGUGGGCAACCCAAAAUAGUUGUUACAUGCAAGAAUCAACAAGAAAUGAACAAGCUAGAGGAAGCAGCUGAUAGCAUUGGGCUUCCAACUUUUGUGGUAGCAGAUGCUGGGCGAACACAGGUUUCAGCUGGAUCAAAAACAGUUCUUGCAAUUGGACCUGGGUCAAAAGCAUCAGUGGAUUCAAUUACAGGAAAGCUCCGCCUACUCUGAUAAAAGUUUCUAGGUGUUGCAACUAGUUCUUUCAUGAUCUCAAAGGACAGGGGCUUUUCCUUCAUGGUGGCCUUUGGGUACCGAGUCAGGGGUGAGGCAAACCAGCAAGAAUUUGCCAAGCUAGUUCACCACUUGCAUUCAGAAGAAGAUUGUUUACACUUGAACGCAUUGCUCUAGUGGGUUGACUUCCAAAUAAUUGUAUUAGUUGCUUAGAGAAAUUGAACUAAAGAACAGUUUUGUCUAGAGUUCUCUAUUAAUUGGUGAAUUUUGUAUUUAAUUGAAAGUAUGGAUUACCUUGUACUCAUUAAUUUUACUACUAGAGGGAAAAUAAGCUUAUAAUUCA